AUGGCAAGACACAUAUUUUGCUUUUAAAAUCUUUAACUUUAUUGAUAUAUAAAUAACUUUGUAAUGCUCAAGUUUCCAAUUUUCUAAGAUACUAAGUCAUCCCUCUUAAAGUUUUCCUUCUUUAACUCUUUGAAACUAAACACAUUCAGUUAUUUGAUUAGUUGAUGCUAGAAUUUGACCUAGAGCUUAUGUAAUUAGAAGAGAGACUAGUUUUAGCUCAUUUAAAAGCCUAGCUAGCAUAUGACAGUCUCCUUUCCGGGAAGUCAAGCCUCUCCACUGCUUCUUUUUAUAACCUUUAAGUUAAUUCAGAAUCCAGAUAAGCCUUGAUCCAAGGAUGAUAUAACCACAGCAAGCACCAUGGGGUCCAGGGAAGAGGGGAUGGCUUGAUCCAGGGACAAUGAAGAUGCAAUGUUGAAGAAUAAGUUGGAGGAGAGAAGCAACAGGCACCAUGGAAAAAACCAAAACAAAGCAAGGAGAGAAUGAACAUAUGCCGAUGAAUAAUCCUUCCACACAAAUUUACCAGGCUUCGAAGUACAAGUCUUCCCUGAACCUGACUCCAGUGGGAGCCCGCCUUCAGCGGCAGGAUGGAGGGAUCAUAACCUCUCUAGAGCAGCUUCAUGAAAAAAUCAACGAGAUGAGCAACGUGUUCAACUCGCUGGAGAACAAGUUGCAGGCCCUGGCCUCUGAACUCAAAACUGGUUUCACAGAAGCAAUGCAAGAACUGUCAAGAAUUCAACAUGGAGAAUAUGCUUUGGAAGAAAAGGUUAAGACCUGCAAAUGUUCCAUGGAAGAAAAAGUUACUGAGAUGAAGAAUUCAUUAAACUAUUUCAAAGAAGAGCUGAGCAAUGCCAUGUCAAUGAUCCAGGCAAUCACUUCCAAACAAGAAGAGAUGCAACAGAAAAUUGAACAGCUUCAACAGGAGAAGCGAAGAGAAUCUCGAAAAGUGAAAGCCAAGAAAACUCAAAAAGAAGAGCAUGGCUCACAGGCUGGGCCUGCUCAAGCACAAGGAAGUCCUUUCCGUUCAAUCAAUAUCCCUGAGCCUGUUCUUCCAAAUGAAGACUUCACAAACCUCUUGCCUUCUCAGGCCUAUGAAAAAGCCCAAGAGUCCAGAUCCAUGCAUAUAGGAGAUAGUAAUGUGAAGGGAAUGAUGGGUCCUGGAAUGAACCCAACGACUCCGGAAGCAGAAGAAAACCUCAAGCCUUGCCUCACAGCCGAUAUCCAGUCUAAGGGCCAUGUGCCAUCCAGUGUGUGGAGGCAGCCAAAGGACGGGAAAGAAUGGGGCGAGGAAUAUGUCACAAAAGACCACCCAGAUAAACUCAAGGAAGUUGGCCAGGGCAGACAUAGUUCCUUGGAAAAUGUUUUAUGUGAAACUUCUUUAGCUGCUAAAAGACAGACUGUGGCUCUGGAACUGCUUGAAUCUGAAAGAAAAUAUGUCAUUAACAUCUCUCUGAUCCUGAAGAUCAAGGCAACAUUCCAGGGGUCAGAUGGAAAGAGGAAUUCCAAAGAGAGAAGCCUCUUCCCUGGCUCUUUACGGUACCUUGUCCAGCAGCACCUAGAUUUGCUUCAUGCUCUGCAGGAAAGGGUCCUGAAAUGGCCACGCCAAGGAGUCCUUGGAGAUUUAUUCCUGAAAUUAACCAAUGAUGAGAAUAAUUUCUUGGAUUAUUAUGUUGCCUACCUGAGGGACCUGCCUGAAUGCAUCUCUUUGGUUCAUGUUGUUGUUCUGAAGGAGGGUGAUGAAGAGAUUAAAUCUGACAUCUAUACACUGUUUUUUCAUAUAGUCCAGCGCAUCCCUGAAUAUCUGAUACAUCUGCAGAACGUCCUGAAGUUCACAGAGCAGGAACACCCUGACUAUUACCUACUUCUGGUGUGUGUUCAGCGCCUUCGAGUAUUUAUCUCACACUACACCCUGCUGUUUCAAUGCAAUGAGGAUUUGCUUAUUCAGAAACGGAAAAAGCUCAAGAAGUCAUCCAUGGCGAAGCUGUACAAAGGGCUCGCUUCCCAGUGUGCCAAUGCUGGGCAAGACGCUUCCCCCACUGCAGGCUCUGAGUCUGCCCGCGACAGUGGGAUCCACUCAGAAGAGAUGCUGCAACCCUACUCUCCUGCUCCAGGUUCUGGCCCUGCUAUCACGUAAGCACCUGUUGCUGUGGAGAUUAAAGACAAGGCCUUGGGGUCCCAGGUGG
Messenger RNA from Myotis davidii, 2180 nucleotides. RefSeq names its product Rho guanine nucleotide exchange factor 33 (gene ARHGEF33). The coding region runs from base 449 to 2131 and encodes 560 amino acids. The record is from RefSeq and is a predicted model, not a curated record. Gene Ontology annotation, molecular function: guanyl-nucleotide exchange factor activity. NCBI's taxonomy places the organism in Eukaryota, Metazoa, Chordata, Mammalia, Chiroptera, Vespertilionidae. The transcript has 15 exons.